Molecule: messenger RNA, 3417 nt
Organism: Larimichthys crocea (large yellow croaker)
Lineage: Eukaryota; Metazoa; Chordata; Actinopteri; Sciaenidae
Product: phospholipid phosphatase-related protein type 3
Exons: 9
Coding region: 703-3273 (856 amino acids)
Biological process (GO): phospholipid metabolic process; phospholipid dephosphorylation; signal transduction
Cellular component (GO): plasma membrane
Molecular function (GO): phosphatidate phosphatase activity
Source: RefSeq, a predicted model, not a curated record
UCCUCUCCUUCCUCCUCCACAGCCCUGCUCGGCCCCCAUGCCUUUUGUGUGUGUAUGUGUGCGCGCCGUGAAGACUGACUGCGUACCCGAAAAAACCAGUGUGACGGAUGCCUCGCGUAAAAUAUAUAUAUAUAUUUUAAAUGUUUUUCUGGAAUUCCAAAUAUAUCCGUGGUGUGUGCUCAGUGGGAAAUAGGAAAACCUGCAGGUGCAAGUGAAGGGGAGGAACCCGGUGGACGCACGUGAAUCUCUCACUUCUAUCCAGAGCCAGGAAAUAAGACAGGAGAGGAACGCAAGUGCCGUAAAUUGGACUUUUCCAUCAUCAGCAGCAGCAGCAGCAGCAGCAGCCCUCCUCUCUCUCUCCUCUCUCUCUCCUCUCUCGCCAUCCCUGCUCCUGCUCUGUAGGUCUCCCCACUUACUCUCACCCAACCUCAUUCUCCCAGUCUCCUUCAGUGAUCCCAGAAUAGCCUCACACCGGAGCGCUCAUCUCAAAAGAAAGAAAGAAAAGAAAGAAACACAAAAAAAAGAAUAGUGGGGGGUUUGGAUUUUCGGGGUGACUUCGGAGACGCCGGAGAUGGAUUAAAGGGACUGUGCACCGCAAAACUGGAGCAGCACGCACGACCACGCCGGGGGGGAAGGGGGAGACGGGACUCGGUGAAUUCACGGAGCCCGCGGGACAGAGGAUGUGACUGGUCCCACCCCAAGAUGACAUCCCCCAAAAACAAAGCCAAGAAGAAGCCGCCCAAAGACAGCAUGACGCUGCUGCCGUGCUUUUAUUUUGUAGAGCUCCCCAUCGUCCUGUCCUCCUUGGUGUCCCUGUACUUCCUGGAGUUGACGGAUGUGUUGUCCCCUGCGAUGGUUGGCUUCCGUUGCCAUGACCGCGACCUCUCCAUGCCCUACGUGGAGACGGGCGACGAGCUUAUCCCUCUAUUGAUGCUGCUGAGCUUGGCCUUCGCCGGUCCUGCAGCGUCCAUUAUGAUGGGGGAGGGCCUCAUGUACUGUAUGCAAUCCAAACUGAAGACGUGUCCCAAGUCGGAGAGCAGCAUCAACGCUGGAGGCUGCAGCUUCAACUCCUUCCUACGCAGAACCGUGCGCUUCGUGGGUGUUCAUGUGUUCGGUCUCUUGGCAACAGCCCUGGUGACAGAUGUCAUCCAGUUAGCUACUGGUUACCACGCCCCGUUCUUCCUCACCGUCUGCCAGCCCAAUUAUACGGCCCCGGGAGUGUCAUGUGACAAUAAUGCCUACAUCACACGGGACAUCUGCAUGGGGAAGGACCAAUAUGCAAUUAUGUCAGCUAGGAAAACAUUUCCAUCCCAGCAUGCAACGCUCUCUGGCUUCGCUGCCGUCUAUAUCUCCAUGUAUUUCAAUGCCAGCAUCAGCAGCACGACCAAGCUGCUGAAGCCGUUGCUGGUUUUCGCUUUCUGCAUGGCGGCGGGCCUCGCCGGGCUGACACAGAUAACGCAGCACCGCAGCCACCCAAUAGACGUCUACGUAGGAUACCUCAUAGGUGCCGGCAUCGGAGUCUACCUGGCUGUGUACGCAGUGGGGAACUUCAAAGCGUCAGAAGAAGACGCUCACUCUUUACAGAGACUGACCCCAGCUCAGCAGAAGGAUGGCCUGAGGGUGCUGAGUCAGCGGAGUCAUGACUCCCUGUACAGGAAGACUCCCAGGGUGUCUGAGAGCAGAGAGGAGCUGGGAGCUGGGCUGGGGCCGGGGGCCCGCAGUAAAGUGAGGAGGGAGAAGGCAUCCCUGGCCUCCCUAAAACGAGCAAGUGCUGAUGUGGAGCUUCUGGCAACCCGGGGUCCCAUGGGCAAGGAAACCAUGGUAACCUUCAGCAACACCUUGCCUCGAGUCGCAAACGGCAACAGCCCAAUCUCCCCCUCCGACGAGCCGGCUACCACGCAACGUCACAUGACCUUCCACGUGCCCUUUGACCCCCAGAGGUCUCGACAGCUGGUGUCGGAGUGGAAGCAGCGCUCGAUGGAAGUCCGCAGCCAGAGCUCACGAGAUGAGGAGGAGGGGGGAGUGGACGGGAGAGACGGAGAUGAAGGACGAGCGGGAGAAGGUGGAGGACUGGAGAUGCCUUCAUCUCUUUAUCCUACGGUGCAAGCCAACAAGGGCAUCGCCACGCCGACUGGAGCCAGGAUGGUGGUGGCGCCCCCGCUCGUUCACAUCCCCGAGGAGGCCUCUCGGCCACCGCCUGUCUCCCCGAAGAGUGCCAAGACUCGAGCCAAGUGGCUGUCACUCACAGAAGGAGAAAGGGUGAAAGAGCCGGGAACAGGUCCCAUCGCCGUGUCGACUCCCCGCGUGCCGAACACGCAGCCCAGCCAGCAGAGAGUCACUCAGGUGAUAGCCAUGUCCAAGCAGCAGGGCCACGUCACUUCGUCCACUAAGACAUCAGAAGGUGGCUCAUCUUCCGGCGGUGGGUCCAACUGCUCCGAGUCUCCCUAUUAUCGGAUCCCAUCUGAUCGAGACAGCUGCACCGGGAGCAACCCAGGGAGCAUCGCCGGGAGUGGGAGCAUCGUCACGAUCGACGCUCAUGCUCCUCACCACCCGGUGGUUCGUGUGUCGGCCAAUAACGGCAAGCCGUGGGAGUGGAGGAACACCAUCAGUGGUAACAUGAUGACAGCAGACGCGGACAAACACCGAGCAGCGCUGCAGCGACAAGACAAUGUCAGUCACUACCGGGAUUACCGGACGCUCCCAGUGAAAACGGACUCGCUCGGCUCCUCCUCGGCCAGCGGCAGCGCCGACGGAGGAGCGGAUCUGCCUCCCCCACCUCUCCCCAACUCCUCCUCCCCUCUGCCUCCCCCUCCCCAGCUGUUGUCAUCCCCUCUGCCCCCACCGCCUCCUCACUCGUCCUCUUCCCCCUUGCCUCCCCCUCCACACCCGAGCUCCUCUCCACUGCCUCCUCCUCUGCCUCACCCCGCCUCCUCUCACAUGCCCCCACCGCCUCACCUGUCCUCUCAAAUGUCCCCGCCGCCGCCCCUCCCGUCGUCCUCUCCGCUGCCCCCCCCCCCCUCACCCGUCCUCCUGUCAUAUGCCCCCGCCUCCUCACCCGUCCUCCUGUCAGAUGCCCCCGCCUCCGCACCCGUCCUCCUCCCCUCUGCCGCCUCGCCACUCGUCCCCCAUGCCUCCACCUCCUCACCCGUCCUGCUCGAGCAUGCUUCCCCCUCCUCCCCAUCCCGACUUACUGAUGGACGCUCACAGUCAGGCACUUUCCCGCUCCUCCACCCUGCCCCGCCGUCCCUCUGUCUCCGCCCGAAGCCACGCUGAACAGGAGCACUACUACAAGGCCAUGCAGAACGAGAGGAUGUUAUAGUAAAGACAACAGACGUCGUCGUUGUUAUGCAAUGAUGCAUACUUCAGAAGGCUCAGCUGAAAGAGACUAGGUUGUCGCAGGUGAUAUAGUGAUUUAUG